AUUAAUAUGAAGUCUUCAGUGUUGAGCGCUCUUUUCGUCCUAACAAUAGCGUGCUUGAUACUUCAGGCUCAAAGCCAAGGAUGUACAUGCGGAGGUUUGGGAGAAGGUUCAAAUCCUUGUAGUCAAAGCGAAGUCGUUGUGAAAGCUACAAAAUUACCAAAACCUACACAUUUUGUGCCAGCAGAAGAAAUCAAGGAUGCUGCAACUGUAAAGAAUAUCCAAACAGGUUGUUCCAACUCAGAAAGUGAGAGCAACUCCAGUCCUUGUAACAGUAAUGGUAACACCUGUGGAUGUGACAAAAAUCCAAAUACACAAAGUGAAAGCAUUGGAUGUAAUGACAGCAAUUGUAGUUGUAAUAAGCAAAAUAUAGAAACUUUGGAUGUUGAGGAUUCUGUGAAUUCCAAUGGCAAUGUUGCACCAAGAUUUCCUCCAAUUGGUGAUUUGUGUUAUCCUCUUCCAAUAGAACCUAGUAGUGGAAAAAUGAUAGAAAAAACUAAAGUUACACCAGCUUAUCCUGGCAAACUUGUAUGUUGUCCUUCAUCGGUUCCACAUGAAAUUUGUAUAAAUACAGCUACUGGAGAAACUAAAAGUAAAACACUUAGUUCCUCUGAUGCUACAUCCGAAACUGUUUCACAUGGAAGCAUAAAUUUUGACACACUUAGUGGAUUAAAUUCUGCAAUAUAUAAUUUACCCUUAGUUUAUGCUCACUUAAAUAAUGAAAAUACACAAAAGCAAUAUUCAAAAAUGAGUAUGAGUAGCAGUUCCUCAGAUUGUUUUGAUGAUGCUACAGGUGAAACUCAAGAACAUAAUUCAGCUCCAGCAAUACCAGCAGAUGCAGUUUCUCUUACUCUUGCAUAUAAAAAUCUUCGUGCACCAAAUGUAAUUUACAGGCAAGGGAAACAAUUUGUUCCAGAAGAUAAAUUAUCCUUUGGUCACCGUAUAGUACCAGUUGAUGUAAAAAGUGAAAACCAAAUUCCUGAUAUUGCAGAAGAAAAACUGGUAACAGUAAAUAAACCUAUUGUAGAAUUAAAAAUAGCACCUCAAAAAACUGUUGUUAUUGGUACUUAUGAUGAACAAGAAGAAGCAAAACUUGCAGAGCUUGAAGCAGUUGAACGUGAAAGUAUAACGCAGGAAGAAACUUCUGAUCAAGAAAGUCUUAUUACCUACAAAGAUUUGGGUUAUGCACCAAUAGAUGCAACUUAUACAAAUACAAAACCUGUGAGUUACAGUCAAGGAAUAAGUAGUGGAAAAAUUGAUGAUAGUGAAGAGGAGGCAUGUGGACCUUUAGGACCAUCAAUACCAGGCUAUAUUCCAGGAAAAAUUAUAGUUCAAGAAAAGUUUAUUGAUGAUAGUUUUAGCAAUUCAGAAUCUAGGUCAUGUCCAACAUAAUUUAUUAAAUAAUGAUAAUACAUGUAUAUUCAAUUCUUUCAGUUUUAAAUUCUGCUGAAGCUGUGUAUUCUUUCCAUAGAAGAAGGUAGCAAUUUGCACUAGUAAACCGGAAGGAUUGAAUAUUGAGCAAAACAAAAACAUUGUAAUUUAAGUAUUUAAUAAUAACAAAUUUUGUAAUAUUAA
Bombus impatiens (common eastern bumble bee) is the source of this 1572-nucleotide messenger RNA. RefSeq lists its product as uncharacterized. The record is from RefSeq and is a predicted model, not a curated record. Bases 7 to 1389 code for a protein of 460 amino acids. The transcript has 5 exons. NCBI's taxonomy places the organism in Eukaryota, Metazoa, Arthropoda, Insecta, Hymenoptera, Apidae.